Molecule: messenger RNA, 2801 nt
Organism: Hippocampus comes (tiger tail seahorse)
Lineage: Eukaryota; Metazoa; Chordata; Actinopteri; Syngnathiformes; Syngnathidae
Exons: 2
Coding region: 175-813 (212 amino acids)
Biological process (GO): regulation of cell population proliferation
Cellular component (GO): nucleus
Molecular function (GO): DNA binding
Source: RefSeq, a predicted model, not a curated record
AAAUGAAAUCUCUUACAGAAAAACUGCCUGGUAAGAGGAAAGCAGCAGCACAGAGGCCGGCCAGCCAAUCAGGAGCCAGUAGGCUAAGUGAGGCCCCAGCCAAUCGGCUGCAAGGAGGCUCCUCGCCCUCCCCUCCGUGAGAUGAGACAGACUCCCAUCCGUCAUCACUGAUGAAUGGAGCCGCACCAGGGACACAUCGUAAUCGGAGGCGACCCGCAAGCGGCCAUGAAAGGACGACAAAGAAACCCCCAGGAUGAAGACCACGCCGAGGACAUCCUACAGCUCCGUCCACACUCGCCUCCAUCCUCCUCCUCUUCAUCUCACUCCCCUCUAUCGGCCAUGCCAGCUUCGGCGUCCGCCCUCCUGGCUCUGGCCUCCCCAGCCACCCGUCGCUCCAUCUCCAUGGGCGACUUCCGGAGGGUGACGGGCGCCAUGCUCGCCGCUUCCGAGCCGACGUCUGCCUCGGCCACGGCGCCGUCCUCCAAACUGGUGACGCCGAGCUCCAGCAUGGAGUUCGAAGCGGCUCGCCGGCGCCUCCUGGAGGUGGAGGAGCGCCAGCGGGUCGUACGGGAGAUGGAGCGGCGAUUGGAGGAGCUCCGGGAGGUGUUUGUACGCUCCGAGCAGGAGGUGGUUCUGCAUGGGGAGCGGCUGGCCCGGAUGUCGAGCACAUCCCAGCAAAGCGAAAUCUACGUGGCCGAGGGCAGCCAGCGUCUGAAGAAGGGACUCAAGUUCAAGAAGCAUCGGCCCACCAUCGCGUUCUCCUCCAUGCUGGGACUCCGAACGUGCCUGCCUUGGCCUGUGAAGCUCAAGUAAGCGCGUAUGCUUGUUUGCUCUUGUAUCCUGAGGCUGGUCCUUCGGGUGUUUGGAGUGCCUGCACAAAGGAGCUCAGGAGUCAAUCAAUCCAAGUGAUGCUCUUCCUCGUUGUCAUGGAAACCUUGCUGCUUUCUUUUUCAACACUGACGCCAGAAUGGGAAGAGACUGCAUGGUGCUGCAUGGAUGAGUCACGUAUGAUGAGAUUCACAACGGCUGAGUGUACAGUGAACCCCUGGUUAUCUGUUUAUAUUCCAUGUGUUUUAUUUAUGUUCCAGAUCCACCCGAGAUAGGUGAAAAAACACAAUGAAGAGCAACCAUAUAAAAAUAACUUUCAGAUUAAAAUAAUUUCUCCCCUCCCACGCGCUUUAACAUAUUUAAACUCAUUAAAACGCACUUCUGAAAGUAUUACAACACAGUGUAAAUAAGAAUUAAACAUGAGCAGUACGAUGUUUUCGAUCUAACAUGCACACUUGUCUCACAUACAGGCUAAUAGAAUUUAGCAUAGAUAUUCCGGUAAUUAUACCGUAGCCCUUCAAACAGUCCAACUUUAUCACACAUGGAGCUACAUCACAUACAACAUCAAAACGAAUUCAGCAUUUUAUUUAACACUAAAAACCAGGGACCCCACGCAAUUCGCAGGAGACAGGAUCCAGGCCGGAACAUGAAUCACGAAAAUCAGUUUAUACUUAAUGCCCCUUGAAAUGUAUUGAAAUUUUUAAUUUAAGAAGUUGAUAAACCGCCAACCUGUCUCCCACGAAAAAUGGAGCUUGCACUCCCCAAAAUAAUAUUUUGGAAAAAUAUCAACAAACAGGUGAAUCCAAAGCAUAAAUAAUGUGUAACAAAUGUUACUAGCUUAAUGCUAAAGUACUAAACUAUCAUAAUUUGUGCGGUUUAAACACACAAGGUGCAGCAUGACCACACAACAAAGUAGCCGACAAUAUUACUCACACGCAUAUAAUAUAUUCUUUGCGCUUAGUAGGAGACCUUCUCUGCUUCUUCUUCUCUUGGACACUUGAUGACCAGGGCCCUAAUCAAUGACCCCCCUCCGACCCUCCUGACCUCCACCCCUUUGCACAGCCCUGACUGUGAUAUAACGGGGGUUCACUGUAUUGGAAAAACGCAAACUCGAGACAUCUUUAGAAUAGGACCUAGCAACAGAGACAAAAGAUGUGCCUUGACGUCUCUGUGAUUCAUCACUUUGGAGGAGGAGGAGAAGAUGCGACACGAGCAGGUGAUGACUCCACCUGUGGCCUCCAGUCUCCAUGACGACCACUGUUUGCUCUUCGCUUGUCUCCACACAGCUACACGGAAUGUAUCCGACCGGGCGGCAGGCAAGGGAUGCUUCGAUUGAAAACAAACACGCUUUGGAUGUCAAAGGCGACACAUGCGCAAUUUAGAUGACUGCAGACGCUACCGGAAUGUCCCCAUCGUACUUGUGUCAGCCAUUUCAAAAUCAUAAUUUGUUUCAUUUCAAACAUCAAGCGGAAAUUUUUAGCUUCAACUCGGCUGGGAGUGUUAGUGCAGUUUCACGUUUGUGAUUUGUGUGCUUCACUCAGAUGUAUCGACACUUAAAAGUCAGAACAUUAGUUACGCCAUCUCAUGAGAUCCAAUGCAACAGCUGUAUUGACACUCAUAUAUAUUUAUACAUACACGGUGUCCAUAAAAUGUAAUCAUUUCAGAAGCUGAACUGUGAAUACACUUUGCGGACACCCUGUAUUAUGAAAUGAAUACUCCAUUUUGAUCUCGCCAUUAACGUUGCAGGUGUACCUAAAGUUGUGGCCGGCGAGUGUGCACACGAAGCAGAGCGGAUGCGCCGGGGACGUCUAUUCCUGGCAUUCGAAGGUCAAUGCAGAGCAGGCUCUCAGCUCAGCUUUCAGGAGAAUUCUAGAUGCGGGCUGGGCAAGUGCAUAAGCGGGAAACUGGACGGUGUUAAGAGCAUCAAUACUUUAGUAGAGUCGUUCACUGCAAAGGGUUAUGUUAGAGGUGAA